UAUGUUAUAAUCUCACAAUAAUGGAACCACUAGUCAAGAAUAUAAAAUAGUAGUUGAGAAAUACUAAAAAUAUUUGGAUGAAAGAUCUAAAUUGAAACAUUAAUCCAAUGAUAAGUUAAGUGCUGCUGUUAGAAAGAUUUAUCUGAAUCCUCUCCUUCCAUCAUUAUAAUCUGAUCAUUAAUAAUCAACAAAUCGUAUGAGAAAAAGACAAUCAUCCCUAUUAAAAGAAUAAUAUUCUCAUUUUAAACAAGAAUCUAUUGAGUAAAUUAAUACUAACAUCUAAUAAUCAAUAGUUAAUCAUUAAUCAAACUCUAUACCUAAAAAAUAAUAACAUUAAUCAUAAGUUAAUCUCGAAACACCACAAUAAUAAAGUUUUUUUGUUGGCUUAUAUAAAAAUUAGAGGAUUGAUAAUUAAAGCAGAAAUAUUACCAUUAAAGACUUAGUUUAAUUUUAAAAAAAUUCAUCAGAAUAAUAAAAUAUCAGUCAUUUACCUUAAUUGUAAUAACCAUAAAAUGAGAUUAAUUUGAAUAGAUAUUUUGUCAGAAAACCAAGACAAAAAAAGAUCUCUUUUGAUGAAAUCUCUUUUACAAAUAAAUGGGAAAGAGAAAGAGGAAAUAAUGUUGUUAGAAUUGAUAAAAUGCAAGCUGAUGAAUUUUCAGAAAAUGUUGUUCAAUAUCUUCUAUCCUAAGAUAUUAUGAAGUUAUUCUUUUAAAAUUCUAGUGUUAUUUAAUUAAAAACAAUAAUGCAUGAACUUUUAAAAGGAGUUUAUUAUGAAAGCACAUUAGAUUUUGGACAAAUAAUCUCAUUUUUUACAACACAGUAAAUUACAUAUUUGGAAAUAUUUUAUAUAAAAUAUGCAAUCUCAUAGGUAUUGAUAAAUGCUAAAUAUAACUUUAUUUUUGUCGAAAGAGCUCUUAAUUAAUUCGAAGAAUAUCGUUAUCUUUUAUAAAAACCAAUACCAUUUAUUACUAAAUUAUUUGAUAAUGCCUUUUACUCCAAUUUUAUUAAAAGCUUUCUUAUGAAAUUAUUAAAAAGUCCUGCUUAUAAUAAAUUUUUGACAAAUCAUAAAUUUGAAAGUGAAUCAUUUAUUUAUGCAGUAAAGAAUGGAUUAUUUCCUUUUUUGGUUGGUGAAUAUGUAGCUUUGCCUUUACAUACAAGAAUAAAAGAUGUUAAGGCUGAACUAUUUCGAUAGUAAAUACUAUUACCAUAUAUUAACCAAAUUCUUAUUAUUUAAGUUAAAAAUUUACUCAAUGAAUAUUAUCUUGAUGAACUUUAUAUUAAAGAUGUGGAAAGAAGAUUUCAAUUUCCUAAAGAAGGUUAAGAUCUAUCAGAAGAAGCACAUUUUCCUCUUUAUUACAUCAAAUCUUACAUAUAAUGUAAGAAUACUCUUAUACCAACUUGUGACAUUAAAGCUUUAAUAAAAAUAAUAAAAAUUAAUCCUUGCUAAUUGGAUUCAGAUUAAACACUAUUUGCAGAUAAUAUCAAAUUUUUAGAAUAAUUUGAAUAAAUGACUGAAGAAUUGUAAAUAUUGAAAUGA
Molecule: messenger RNA, 1537 nt
Organism: Paramecium sonneborni
Lineage: Eukaryota; Ciliophora; Oligohymenophorea; Peniculida; Parameciidae
Source: the annotation of a GenBank genome assembly